AUGGCGGCGUCGCCGGCGUUAAAUUCAGUAAACGACCAAAUAUUCCCGCAAGUGGUGCACGGUUUCCUAGACACGAACCCGAUCAUCCGCGAGCAAACUGUCAAGUCGAUAGUGCACCUCGCGCCGAAACUUAACUACAACAACCUUAAUGUAGAGGUGUUGAAACACUUCGCGAGGUUACAGGCAAAGGACGACCAAGGAGGCAUAAGAACCAACACUACAGUCUGCCUGGGCAAGGUGGCAACUCACCUCCAUCCGCAGAUCCGGCAAAAGGUUCUAGUUUCGGCCUUCGUGAGGGCAACACGGGAUGCCUUCCCUCCCGCUAGACAGGCUGGAGUUCUCGCCCUAGCGGCCACCCAACAAUACUUCUUGCUGGUGGAAGUCGCCAAUAGGGUGCUGCCCGCCUUAUGUCCGCUCACUAAUGACCCCGAGAAACAGGUACGCGACGCAGCAUUUAGGACUAUAAAGGGAUUCCUUGGCAAAUUAGAAAAGGUGUCAGACGAUCCAAGCUUGAAGGAAGGAAUGGAAGCGGACGUGCACACGGCGACGCCAUCGCUCGGCAACGCGGCCGCUACGUGGGCCGGCUGGGCCGUCACCGCCGUCACGGCCAAGUUCUACCGUUCACACUCGGAUACGGCGCGAGUCUCGCACUCCGUUAAAUCGGCGCUGUCUAAACCCGGCUCGCUCGAGCAACCGUCGUCAAGCAGCCUCUCGACCACGACGUCAUCGGUGACUUCCAUGACGUCACUGGAGCGCAGCGAGUCCGCGUCAGACUACGAUCCGGAACACUGGGACAUGACGCAGUGGGGAGACAUAGACUCCAGUGCUGCAACAUGCGCGAGUGUAAAGUCUGAGCCUAGCAGCGUCAGCGCGCAUCAACACACGACUUUGGCGGCUCUCUGCGAAGACGAGUGGGGGAACGAUGAGUGGGGCACGCUGCAGGAACAACCGACCGCCGAAGAGGAACUGGCUAGUCCGUCUGAAACGUGGAGCAACACGCAAUGGACUGACCCCGCUCUCAACAAUGCGAACGCGACAUACGUGCGGGGAGCACGCGCCGAGCACCGGCCCGCCGCGCACCAGAACAGCGGCGACUCGCUCGGCGGCUGGGAGGACGGCGAGUUCGAGCCUAUUGAGGAGAACGUGGACGGUGAGUCACCUGAGCCCCGAUUACGGUAACUUUUAACGUUUCCAAUCCAGA
Molecule: messenger RNA, 1201 nt
Organism: Ostrinia furnacalis (Asian corn borer)
Lineage: Eukaryota; Metazoa; Arthropoda; Insecta; Lepidoptera; Crambidae
Product: N-terminal kinase-like protein
Exons: 9
Coding region: 1-1179 (392 amino acids)
Molecular function (GO): protein binding
Source: RefSeq, a predicted model, not a curated record